ACAUUAAGAGCACUCUCAUAUCUAAUUAGAGAUUAAUUGAAUCAGGGGUGUGACGGGAAGCCCUUUGUCAGUUACUACAUAAAAGAGCCCCUGAGUGAGUAGGGGACCCCAAAAAAUUUGUAGUUGGCAAUAACGCCAAUGACAAAAAGUAUUUAUGAAAAACAUUAGAAUUUUAAAUUGUAAUGUUUUGGUAACCGAGCGUGGACGUUGUGGCUAUGACAGUCCUCAGUUUGCCGCCACGCGCUGCCGGCUUUGGACGUACGGCUUGUAGCGCUAUGUUCCGUGCAGUGUCUGAGGGCUGGAAGCGGUACUGGUGGGGAACAGGUACGGAACAACUAAUCACAACUUCCUCAAUAUACUGCCAAAUCGUUUGUGGCAAUGUGAGAAACUCCACUAGUGCACAUCACUCGUACUCUACAUUAUGGAAUGCUUCGACUUUUUACCGUAACGCGUGACUAUAUAGCAACCCUCCGAUGUUUCAUAAAAAAAGGUACAAUUCCAAACAGAAACAAUCGCUUGGAAGAUAUAUAUUUACGUUUUUAUAAUGGGUCGUCUCCCGAAGACUACGUGGAAUUUCCAUUAUCAGAAGCGACUCGCCUGUUCAAUAUUAAAGGCUUCGAUAAAAACAAUUCAACUGUACUUUAUAUCCACGGCUUCAUUGAAACGGCACUGCAGGAGAGUAUCCAGGUCGUGGUGAGCUCCUACUUAGAAAGUAAACCUGGUACAAAUAUUAUACUACUCGAUUGGUCGAACAUGUCGCAUGGUUCCUAUUUGGUUAAUGCUGCGAGAAACACAAAAAAGGUUGGUGCUGCAGCAGCGGAACAAAUCAAAGUGCUAGUAGAAAACGGUCUACCUUUAGACAAAAUACACAUAAUAGGACAUUCACUCGGUAGCCACGUGGCCGGCUACACCGCACGUGAAUUACAAAACAGAUAUCAAAAAACAGUAAAAAGGCUAACAGCUCUUGACCCAGCAUUCCCGGCUUUUUACCCUGAUGGUGUGGUUAUGGAGCACAUAAACUCUGAAGACGCUGAGUUCGUAGACGUGAUACACACAGACGCUGGCGGCUAUGGAGCUCCUGUGCGCACUGGUACUGUCGAUUUCUGGCCAAACGGUGGGAAAAGUAUCCAACCGGGAUGUCCACGCUUUGCGCCUGUGCCACUCUCAGAUGACAGUAAGUAACCGACAAUAUAUUAUUUUCUAACUUAUCACUAGAAAACUUAAAGAGACAUUGAAAAUCAUACACC
Molecule: messenger RNA, 1247 nt
Organism: Diatraea saccharalis (sugarcane borer)
Lineage: Eukaryota; Metazoa; Arthropoda; Insecta; Lepidoptera; Crambidae
Source: the annotation of a GenBank genome assembly